AUGCAUUUAUCAUUACUUUAUACUCAGGUUCCUGAUCAUCAUGACAAUGAUCGACCUAUUUAUUAUGGAGAUUGCACGCCGGAGAUUCUUGUGGAUCCUGAAGAGAGAUGUAAUGCCUGCACAUCGUUUGGUAAUAUAAAUCAGCCAUGUUUAUUGUCAAAUGAUCACGAGAAUAGAACAAGCUAUAUCAGCACGCAAAUUCCAUUAAAAGAACGAGUAUAUGAACGCGUACGAAAUGCUUGUCUCCGUUCCUUGAGCUGUGAGAUAUCUGCACCGCAUAAAGGAACUUCAUCACCACUGAAACUUGCUGGCACUCCUGGUAAGUUUUUUCUUCAUAAAUGGUUUUCUCUUAUUCGUUUUUGUUGGUUAUUUGCUGGGCAUUAG
Cylicostephanus goldi is the source of this 384-nucleotide messenger RNA. The record is from the annotation of a GenBank genome assembly. Lineage: Eukaryota; Metazoa; Nematoda; Chromadorea; Rhabditida; Strongylidae.